AAAGGACUAGUGUACGAUUGAAUCUUUUCUUCUUCGUUGGUUCCAACCCUAAUCUAGGGUUACUCUCUCUCUCGCUUCCUUCUGUUCUUCGUUCUUGCCGAUUCCACGAGCAUUAGCUUCAGAGAACUUGAAUUGGAGUGCGUUUGGAUCAAAAACAGCUUAGCGAAGAUGAGGAUUAUGAUUAAGGGAGGUGUUUGGAAGAACACCGAAGAUGAGAUUCUCAAGGCCGCCGUGAUGAAGUAUGGUAAGAACCAAUGGGCUCGGAUCUCGUCUCUUCUCGUUCGUAAGUCGGCUAAACAGUGUAAAGCUCGAUGGUACGAGUGGCUCGAUCCUUCUAUCAAAAAGACUGAAUGGACCAGAGAAGAAGAUGAGAAGCUUCUACAUCUUGCUAAACUCCUGCCUACUCAGUGGAGAACUAUUGCUCCUAUUGUGGGCCGUACACCAUCUCAAUGCCUUGAGAGGUAUGAGAAGCUCCUUGAUGCAGCAUGUACUAAGGACGAGAAUUAUGAUGCAGCGGAUGAUCCGCGAAAAUUACGACCUGGUGAGAUUGAUCCGAACCCAGAAGCAAAGCCUGCUCGUCCUGAUCCGGUAGACAUGGACGAAGACGAGAAAGAAAUGCUUUCUGAAGCAAGAGCUAGAUUGGCUAACACUAGGGGAAAGAAGGCUAAAAGAAAAGCUAGAGAAAAACAACUUGAGGAAGCUAGAAGGCUUGCUUCUCUGCAAAAAAGAAGAGAACUAAAAGCAGCUGGGAUUGAUGGAAGGCAUAGGAAAAGAAAGAGAAAGGGAAUCGACUAUAAUGCAGAAAUUCCUUUUGAAAAGAGGGCACCUGCUGGAUUUUAUGAUACUGCGGAUGAAGAUCGUCCUGCUGACCAAGUAAAAUUUCCAACUACCAUUGAAGAACUUGAAGGAAAAAGAAGAGCUGAUGUAGAAGCACAUUUACGCAAACAAGAUGUUGCAAGGAAUAAAAUUGCUCAGAGACAGGAUGCUCCAGCAGCUAUAUUGCAAGCAAACAAGCUGAAUGAUCCCGAAGCUGUUAGGAAGAGGUCAAAGCUGAUGUUACCACCACCGCAGAUUUCAGACCAUGAGCUAGAAGAAAUUGCUAAGAUGGGCUACGCAAGUGACCUUCUUGCCGAGAAUGAGGAGCUAACAGAAGGCAGUGCUGCUACUCGUGCACUUUUGGCAAAUUACUCACAAACACCAAGGCAAGGAAUGACACCCAUGAGGACGCCUCAAAGAACUCCUGCUGGUAAAGGUGAUGCUAUUAUGAUGGAAGCAGAAAACCUGGCCAGAUUAAGGGACUCCCAGACACCUUUGCUAGGAGGAGAAAAUCCUGAGUUGCACCCUUCUGACUUCACUGGGGUCACUCCGAGAAAGAAGGAGAUUCAAACGCCUAAUCCAAUGUUGACCCCUUCGAUGACUCCUGGUGGUGCUGGUCUUACUCCAAGAAUUGGCUUGACGCCAUCAAGGGAUGGGUCUUCUUUUUCUAUGACACCCAAAGGGACUCCCUUCAGGGAUGAACUUCACAUUAAUGAAGACAUGGACAUGCACGAAAGUGCAAAACUUGAGAGGCAGAGACGAGAGGAAGCUAGAAGGAGUUUACGCUCUGGUUUGACUGGGCUUCCUCAGCCAAAGAACGAGUACCAAAUAGUUGCACAACCUCCUCCAGAGGACAAUGAAGAGCCAGAAGAGAAAAUUGAGGAAGACAUGUCAGACAGGAUAGCUAGGGAAAAGGCUGAGGAAGAAGCAAGACAACAGGCAUUGCUUAAGAAGAGAUCCAAGGUCUUGCAGAGAGAUCUUCCUAGACCCCCAGCUGCUUCAUUGGAAGUAAUUAGGAACUCGUUGCUUUCAGCUGAUGGAGACAAAAGUUCUGUUGUUCCUCCUACUCCGAUUGAGGUUGCAGAUAAAAUGGUAAGAGAGGAGCUUCUACAGUUGCUGGAGCAUGAUAAUGCAAAGUAUCCGCUUGAUGAGAAAGCUGAGAAGAAGAAAGGAGCCAAGAACCGUACCAACAGUUCUGCUUCUCAAGUUCUUGCAAUUGACGAUUUUGAUGAAAAUGAACUCCAAGAGGCUGACAAAAUGAUAAAGGAGGAGGGGAAGUUUCUUUGUGUGUCAAUGGGACAUGAGGACAAGUCACUUGAUGAUUUCGUAGAAGCUCACAACACAUGCGUGAACGAUCUCAUGUACUUCCCCACUCGAAGUGCUUACGAGCUCUCAAGUGUUGCUGGGAACGCGGACAAAGUUGCAGCAUUGCAGGUGGAGAUGGAAAAUACAAGAAAAAAGAUGGAGGAGGAUGAGAAGAAGGCAGAACACAUGAAGGCCAAGUAUAAAACUUAUACAAAGGGUCAUGAGAGGAGGGCAGAGACCGUGUGGACCCAAAUAGAGGCGACUUUGAAGCAGAUUGAGAUUGGUGGAACAGAAGUAGAGUGUUUCAAUGCAUUGAAGAGGCAAGAAGAGAUGGCUGCAUCUUUCAGGAAAAGGAAUUUGCAAGAGGAAGUGAUAAAGCAAAAGGAAACAGAGAGUAAACUGCAAACGCGCUAUGGGAAUGUGUUGGCAAUGGUUGAAAAAGCAGAGGAGAUAAUGGUCGGGUUCCGAGCACAGGCAUUGAAGAAACAAGAGGAUGUGGAAGAUUCUCACAAACUGAAAGAAGCUAAGGUUGCCACUGGAGAGGAAGAGGACGUAGCCAUAGUCAUGGAAGCUUCUGCAUAAAAACUUGAGUUUUGUAUUGCUUACAAGUUUUAAGGAGACGUAGCUUGACUUUGUAUUGGUAAGUUUUUAAUAUGAGUCAUGACUUUGUAAAAAGGUUAUGAUAUAUUCUCUGUUUGUAUGCUUUGCAAGAGUCAAGAAAUUUGAAUGCUUCAGAUCUGUUUGGUUCCGAAUGUACAAUCUAAAGUUUGUUUAAUC
Molecule: messenger RNA, 2898 nt
Organism: Arabidopsis lyrata subsp. lyrata
Lineage: Eukaryota; Viridiplantae; Streptophyta; Magnoliopsida; Brassicales; Brassicaceae
Product: cell division cycle 5-like protein
Exons: 4
Coding region: 169-2703 (844 amino acids)
Biological process (GO): mRNA splicing, via spliceosome
Cellular component (GO): spliceosomal complex; Prp19 complex
Source: RefSeq, a predicted model, not a curated record